AAUCCAGUGGCACGGAACAGGGGAAAGAGGCAGAGUGAGCAGUAUGAAGUUCACCGACUCGCCGGUGAUCGAGCUCCCGGUCCGUGGCUCCGUCCUCUCUCUCCAGCAAGAUAAUGGUUCCAUCCACGUCGGAACCUCCGUUUGGCCUUGUUCUCUCGUCCUUGUCAAAUUCGUCGAUCGCUGGGGCCCACCCCUUCCCCCAGACCCCAAUACUCCCAACCCUUACUCCGACCUUCUUGAUUUCCGAUCCAAACGCGCCGUUGAAAUUGGCACCGGAUGCGGUGUUGCCAGCAUGGGCCUCUACCUCUUGGGCCUGUCCGACAUCGUCCUCACUGACAUAGCCCCUGUGAUGCCCGCGCUCAAACGCAACCUUAAAAUCAACAGGCCUGUCCUCGGCAAGAACCUAAAGUACUCGACUCUUUAUUGGAACAAUCUCGAUCAAAUCAGGGCUCUUAAUCCACCCUUCGACUUCGUCAUCGCUACUGACGUCGUUUACAUUGAAGAAUCCGUUGGUCACCUGGUCUCCGCCAUGGAGGCGCUCCUCACGGACGACGGCGUCGUUUUGCUCGGUUACCAGUUAAGGUCCCCCGAGGCACACAAGCUUUUCUGGGAACUGUGUGAGGAAGUGUUUGCGAUCGACAAAGUUCCUCACGAUCACCUUCAUCCUGAGUAUGCGUAUGAGGAAACCGACGUUUACGUGCUGAGGAAGAAGAAAAAACAAUUAUAGCCACUGUGGAGACCAUUACUAGGAAGAAUUAGUGUUGGAAAUUGUCAAAACAUGCCAUUACGUAUUGUUGAUAAGCUGGUAUUCAGGGAAGGUGGAACUACAUGAUCCCAGGCUUCUGUUCAAUUAUGGAACUUUGUGGGACUUGCUAAAAAUUUCUUUAUUUUGUCUACUAUGAAAGAGAUGCCGGGAUUUUCUAAUGCUGGAUUGCUGCACAUCAAUGGUAAAAGGCCAUUUUUCUAUUCAAGGAUGUUGAUUGCAAGAAGAAAAGGCAUUGAAAUUUUGUGUGUCUGGGAACCCUCGACUUCAGGAGUGUGGUUAUACAGUCCAAUUCACGAGUCACGCGUGGAAGCUGUUCUUACAGAGAAUUAAUCGAUAACAUCUGAGAAAAUGUCUUAUUUAUAUUAUUUACAGAAUUAAUAUGCCUAAUCAAGUUGAUGUGAAUGUGUUUUUAGGUUUUAGGAAUCAAUGGUGAAGGAAUAAUUUUCUUCACUACUCUUGAACCAGAUGUUCUCUGUGGUGGGUCAAAUGAACCAGAUCUGCUCUUGAACCCUGAUUGAUUUAGGUGUUGUGGCAGAUGAGACAAAAGAAACCAAAUCACGAGUCAGAUCUGGUUUAAACUUUAGAUGAUUUCAUUAUUUGGCAUCGUAGAUUCCAUGCAAAUAUAAAAUGAAUGCGAUUCUGUGUUUGAACAGCUUGGAGUUCAUAGUUUCAGGGUUUGAGAGAAGAACGAAUGCAAUAGAGGGUCGAAAGAAGAAAGUGAGUGGGAGGCAAGAGAUGAUGAUGAUGAUGUCUCAAAUUAUGGUACUUGGAUUAUAAUAAACUAUUUGAGGUUGAUAUAUAGUCAGAUUAUUUUGACUUGCCGUUACUGCAUGUCUUCUUAAUGUAAUAUACAUAUUUACUGCAAUUACACUAUCAUAAUCAUAGUUAUCCACUCAACAACAUAAUUAAUCUUUAAAAGUUAUACAAAAAUAAUAAUAUUUUGGAAACUUGGACCUAAAGCUUCAAGUGAAAAUGGCAUAUUAUCUGUGGCUGAUGACCACUUGAGGUGCCAGCCAUAUUUGUUUAGUUUAAUGGUUUAGCAAUCGCCCAAGGCAAGGACGCGAUGACGAUAAUACUUCUUCUGACACUGUACAAGCCAUCGUGUGUGGGUGUGUAACAAUGAAUUAAUAAUAACUUAAAGAUUGUUGCACACUUGCACUUUCUUCAUUAA
This is a messenger RNA of Prosopis cineraria, 1937 nucleotides long. RefSeq lists its product as uncharacterized. The transcript has 2 exons. Bases 44 to 727 code for a protein of 227 amino acids. The record is from RefSeq and is a predicted model, not a curated record. NCBI's taxonomy places the organism in Eukaryota, Viridiplantae, Streptophyta, Magnoliopsida, Fabales, Fabaceae.